This is a messenger RNA of Branchiostoma belcheri (Belcher's lancelet), 726 nucleotides long. RefSeq names its product C-type lectin-like. The annotation marks the transcript as partial. NCBI's taxonomy places the organism in Eukaryota, Metazoa, Chordata, Leptocardii, Amphioxiformes, Branchiostomatidae. The transcript has 4 exons. The record is from RefSeq and is a predicted model, not a curated record.
CCUCCCUAAAGCACGACCAGUGGUACCGCUUCGUGGGAGCAGGAGGCACCAUGAUGCCAACAAAGCGCCCCCUGGAGACAAAUCGUUGCGGUACACACGCUCCCGUCUGGAUGAAAGGAGAGCAUCCAACCAGCAUCCAGGGUGCGGUUAGGCGAACUGCGUGCGCGUUUUGGGAAGGGGAAGAAUGUCAUUGGUCAUGGACAAUCCACGUCAUGGCGUGUCCGGCAGGCUAUUACGUCUACAAGUUGCCGAAACCGACGAUUUGUCACGCUGCUUACUGCACAACAGUUCCCCUUGAUGAAGAUGCUGAGGGGUCUGGCGAGUCAGAGGGUUCAGGCGACAUGACGUAUACACGGCGAGGUGAUACGCAGUACAAGAUAUACACCGAGUCCAAGACCUACGACGCUGCCAAGAAGACGUGUGCUGCAGACGGCGGCCAUCUUGCGGUCAUCAAGACAGAGGCCGUGUACAACUUCCUUCUAGGCAUGAUUCGAGACGCUGACGUGAACAAAGACUACUGGAUUGGGCUCAAUGACAAAGCGGUUGAGAACAGUUGGACCUGGGCCGAUGGAGAACCGCUGAAUGAUGGCGGUUUCACCAAAUGGGCGCCCGGAGAACCCAACAACGCUGAAGGUAUCCAGGACUGUGGGCAGCUAUGGGCAGCUAAAGACUUCCGAUGGGACGAUGACAGGUGUUACAAUGCGAAGUACUUCAUUUGCCAAAUAG